Messenger RNA from Theobroma umbraticum, 1514 nucleotides. RefSeq names its product protein JINGUBANG-like. Gene Ontology annotation, molecular function: protein binding. The record is from RefSeq and is a predicted model, not a curated record. Lineage: Eukaryota; Viridiplantae; Streptophyta; Magnoliopsida; Malvales; Malvaceae.
UCCCCCCCAAUAUCCCGUCCUCCCCGGUCCUCCCGUUCUUUUGCCAUGGAAUUCUAUGGCAGAAAUACUCUUCACGGCUUCAUGGAUGAUGAAAACGGUUCAACCCAGUCACCCCCUCGCCUUUCUAUUAGAUCUCACCUAGAUAUGUAUGAACAAGAUCUCCAAUUUAGCCCUGGAAGAACUUCUAGCCCCCGUGCAAGUGCCACCAUGCACUCAGUGUUGCCACCCGGUAGUCCUGAAUCACCAUGGACACUCUCUCCUCUUCAAACCCCAUCCCCUGCACUCCUCUACCACUGCAUCGCUUCUCUUCAUCGCCAGGAAGGCAAUAUCUACUCGAUUGGACUGUCAAAAGGGUUAGUUUUCACUGGCUCAGAUAGCAAUCGUAUCCGGGCAUGGAGGCAGCCUGACUGCACCGAACGGGGAUAUAUCAAGGCAAGUUCUGGUGAAGUCAGGGCCAUUUUCGCUUAUGGUAACAUGCUUUUCUCUACACAUAGAGACUGCAAGAUCAGAAUUUGGAACUACACAGUUACAGAUAAUUUUAAAUUCAAAAAGAUCUCAACACUCCCUAAGAGAAGCUCAUUUCUUCUGUUUCCUAAGACAAGCAGCCAACAACAUAAAGACUGCGUUUCUUGCAUGGCCUAUUACCAUGCUGAAGGGCUUUUGUACACUGGCUCUUAUGACAGAACAGUUAAGGCUUGGCGGCUUUUAGAUAAAAAAUGUGUAGACUCAUUUGUGGCUCAUGAAAGCAACGUCAAUGCAAUAGUGGUCAACCAAGAUGAUGGGUGUGUUUUCACUUGCUCCUCUGAUGGAUCGGUGAAGAUAUGGAGAAGAGUAUAUAGAGAAAUCUCUCACACUUUAACCAUGACGCUGAAAUUCCAACAAUCACCUGUUAACGCCUUAGCCUUAAGCACAACAUUCAACAACUGUUUUCUCUAUUCGGGUUCAUCUGAUGGCACCAUCAAUUUUUGGGAGAAAGAAAAAAUGUCCGGGAGGUUCAACCAUGGUGGUUUUUUACAGGGUCAUCGUUUUGCAGUUUUGUGCUUGGCGGCUAUAGAGAAGUUAAUAUUUAGUGGCUCAGAGGACACAACGAUUAGGGUGUGGCGGAGGGAGGAAGGAAGUUGUUUCCAUGAAUGCUUGGCAGUGUUGGACGGACAUAGAGGGCCUGUCAGAUGCUUGGCUGCUUCUUUAGAGAUGGAAAAAAUUGUCAUGGGAUUUUUGGUAUACAGUGCUAGUUUGGAUCAAACUUUCAAGGUAUGGAGGGUCAAAGUCAUGCCCGAAGAGAAACUCUGCUUCGAUUUUGCGGACCGAAACGAUUCAAAGUCUACCAAGACGAUGGAGUAUGAGAUGAGCCCUGUGUUGUCUCCAUCUUGGGUCGAGAAGAAGCUUCAAGGUAAUCAUUUCCAGUAAUUUAAGACAAUGUUUCCCUUGCUAGUUCAUUUUUGUCUUUUACAUUAUUAGUUCGGUUGGUAGUUCUUGUACAAACAAAGGCUAGCCAAAAAUAAAAUCUCGUUAUU